Toxotes jaculatrix (banded archerfish) is the source of this 1990-nucleotide messenger RNA. It is a transcript of the gene fgf7, whose product is annotated as fibroblast growth factor 7. The transcript has 4 exons. The record is from RefSeq and is a predicted model, not a curated record. Gene Ontology annotation, biological process: positive regulation of epithelial cell proliferation; fibroblast growth factor receptor signaling pathway; positive chemotaxis. Bases 550 to 1158 code for a protein of 202 amino acids. Gene Ontology annotation, molecular function: type 2 fibroblast growth factor receptor binding; growth factor activity. Gene Ontology annotation, cellular component: cytoplasm. Lineage: Eukaryota; Metazoa; Chordata; Actinopteri; Toxotidae.
GGAGACAUCCAUGGGAAUUGACAGCAGCUCCAAGCUCUUGUUUAGUUUUACUGCAUUACUGGACUUGGUUUACAACUGAGACUACAGCUGUAGAACUAAAGAGUCUUCAAAUUAAAACUCCUGCUGAAAAGGAACACACCUCUGACAACUCCUGUCAUCCCUCAGAGCACAUUGACAUGGUGUAUAACAUUUCCUGAACUGGAUUAUGAUGUCCCUUGUUGGACUAUGGUCUCAAGAGGAUGGAGCAGUCAACGCGCACCGUCACUGAGGACUAAAGAGAGCCAUCAUCUUUUAACACUGUCACCCGUCUUCUUCAGACCAAUCUACACUUUCAGCCAACCCCAGCCACCUUCAUAAAGCCUCCUCCACAACCAACCUCUUGCAACAUCCCACUAGGACUAGGACUGCCGCAGGAACUGGGACCCGGAGGUCACAACACAAGGGGUCACGAAUCAAGGGUCGGGGGGUUGCUGGGCUGAGGGAUAGUGCACAGAUCUCUAUCUCACAUUUCAGUAUGUUGUUCAUUGAUCCCCACUGCAUUGUAUUAUAAUGCGCAAAUGGAUGCUGACAUGGAACCUUCAAAAUCUGUUCCCGGGACUGUACCUGCAUGCAAUCUUCCUGUUUGGCAGUGUGUGUGUGGUCUACAGUGACUGCACUCCAGAGCAACUUGCCGCCAUCAUGAACUGCUCCAAACAUGAGCGCCACACCAGGAACUACGACUACAUGGAGGGAGGAGAUGUGCGUAUCCGACAGCUGUUCAGCCGCACGCAGUGGUUCCUAACAAUUGAUGAGAAAGGCAAUAUCAAUGGGACUCAAGAUGCCACCGACUGCUACAGUAUCCUGGAGAUCAGGACAGUGUCUGAGGGGGGCAUACUGGCCAUCAAAGGUGUGAAGAGUCAGCGUUACAUCUCUAUGAGCAAGGCUGGAGUGCUGCAAGGCAUGGAUACCUACAAUGAAAACUGCAACUUCAAGGAGGUUUUCCUAGAAAACUACUUCAAUGCUUACUCCUCUGUAAAGUGGACUAAAAAUGGCAAAGAAAUGUUCAUAGCCCUCUCUCAGAAGGGAAGGCCAAUGCGAGGGAAGAAGACCAGGAGGGAGCAUAUCGCAUCUCACUUCAUCCCUAUGAAAUGCAGGGAGGAGGAGAGGAGGGUGGACUGAAAAAGCAGAGGACUAAGUCACAAAUUGUGUAUGAUUUCAAUCACAUAUUAUAUAUGUUAACAGACACAUGUAAGCUCAUUACCAACAUCACACUCCACUCUCCUCAAAGCUGUAGAUUAGUUGUGUAAUGUUCGAUAUUAUGUUGUCAUUUUCAUACGAGAAAACAACAGAUAUAAGAUGGGCACAUUGAAGUAUUUCAAACAUCCUCAAAUAUGAUGCAGAAACAAGAAAAUACGGAAAUAUUUGGAAUAGCUUAAAGCAGUGGUACACAAACUGUAAAACCACUAAAGUCUACUCAAUGUUAUUGUUAUUUUGAGUUAAAUAUUAUAUUUCCUUAUAAAACAGUUAAGUGUUUUCUUAUAAAACAGUAAAAUAUAUUACGCACAGUCAGGACUGUAUCCUUUUACAAAGAUGAUCUACACCCAGCCAGAUGAGGAGACCUGUGUGAUCAACAUAAAGGUCCAGAAGAGAGAUUUGGCUUGACUUAGAUGUGCUGAAGCAAGCUGGACUUGUCUUUUUUAACGGUACAAGUGCUCAGAGCACACAAAACAGAGGCACAAUAAAUACGAUUACGACAGCAUGUUCGGUGAAAUUAGAGUAUGUAGGACGAUCUGUUUGUGGAUGACCUGUUUUGAUCUGUCUGUACUUCCUGCAUUGAAAACCAGACCCUGGUCAAAUGCAUUGUAGCUGCUCACUGACUCCCUCUUCAUUAUCAAGGUGUAAUUUUGAAAUGCUAAAAUAUUCUGCUGCUGCUGAAGAGAUAUCCAGAUUAAAAUACAAAGUGAACAACAUAAUAAAUGUGUACGCUACGCAGUCUCUUUCCAUCAGAGUU